CUGUGGAGGUCAAGCAGCUGUUGUACGCGGACAGUAUGGAUCAACAGGACCCAGAGCUCCUCCACAUAAAGGAGGAAGAGGAGGAACUCUGGACCAGUCGGGAGAGAGAGCAGCUUAAUGGACAGGACGACGCUGAUGUCACCAGAUCUUCAUUCACUGUUGUUACAGCGAAGAGCGAAGAUGAUGAGGAGAAAUCGCAGUCUUCACAGCUUCUUCAAAUCAAAACUGAGGACAUUACCAACAAAAAAACUCAAACCAGCAGCUCAGCUGAACACCAGAAGACAGAAACUGAUGGAGAGGGCCGUGGAAGACCAGAACCAGCACACCCAAGUUCACCUGUACAAACAGAUACCAACGUCAAGGAUCCAGACUCUUCUGAGACUGAAGUCAGUGAUGAUGAUUAUUGGCAGAAAUUAUCAGACUCUGAACCCGAAGCAGAAGACCCUGACAGGACGGGAAGCAGGACACCUGAUUCAGCCGUAGACACCAGUGAGAGGUGUAACGCUGCCAAAAAACCCUUCGGCUGCCUUAAAUGUGGAAAACAGUUUCUAUACGAGCAGUCUCUUCAGAGACACGUGAGGUAUCAUUCUGGGAUAAGGUCCUCUAGCCGUUGGGUGAAUAUGAAACGCUGCAGACUGAAUCAGAAUGCAGGUUCACUGACCACAGCCCAAACAGGAGAGAAACAGUUCUGCUGCGAUGUUUGCGGUAAAAGAUUUGGAAGGAAGGGACGACUAAAGAGGCACAUGAGCGUCCACGUUGACAGCAAGCUAUUCAACUGUCAAAACUGUGAGAAAAGAUUCACGUGUCAGUACAAUUUAGAUAGACACAAGAGAGUCCACACAGGAGAGAAGAGGUUCGGCUGUGACGUGUGCGGUAAAAGAUUUAACCAAAAGGAAUAUCUGAAGAAACACAUGAUCGUCCACACGGGCGAGAAGUGUUUCACCUGUAGUGUUUGCAGUACAAGUUUCAAGCGGAGGAUAGAUUUUAAGAGACACAUGAGCGUCCAUUCAGGGGAAAAGCCUUUCAGCUGCAACAUUUGUGGUAAAAGCUUCAACCGGGGAGGAAACCUGAAGACGCACAUAACCGUCCACACGGGAGAGAAGUCGUUCAGUUGUGAUGUGUGCGGUAAAACCUUCACUCGAAGGGGAAAUCUGAAGAAACAUGCAGGCAUCCACACAGGAGAGGAACGGUUACACUGUGAAGGAAAGCAGAACGCUGACUCGCCGACCGCAGUCCAGACACCAGAGAAACAGUUCAGCUGUGAUGUCUGUGGCAAAACAUUUAACCAAAAGGUUUAUCUCAAGAAGCACAUGAUCGUCCACACAGGAGAGAAGUCGCUGGUUUGUAGUGUUUGUGGUAAAGGUUUCAAGAGGAGGAUAGAUUUUAAAAGACACACCAUCGUCCACUCAGGAGAGAAACCUUUUAUUUGCGAUAUUUGUGGUAAAACCUUCACUAGAAAAGGAAAUCUAAAGAUCCACGCUCGUCUCCAUACGGGAGAGAAAUCGUACGUUUAUAGAGCGAAGCACAACACGGAUCCAGAAACCACAGUCCAAAGGGGGGAGAAAGGAUUCGGCUGUGAUGUUUAUCAGAAAAGACUGAAGUUGUUCUUUAAAGUGCGAACAUCAGCUCCCGCCAGGGAGAAGUCGUUCGGCUGUGGCGUUUGUGGCAAGAGAUUUAAACAUCAGGGAUAUCUGAAGAAACACAUGAUCGUCCACGCGGGUGAGAAGUCCUUCACGUGUGGUGUUUGCGGUACAAGUUUCAAGCGGAGGAUAGAUUUUAAGAGACACAUGAGCGUCCAUUCAGGAGAAAAGCCUUUCAGCUGCAACAUUUGCGGUAAAAGCUUCAACCGGGGGGGAAACCUGAAGACGCACAUGACCGUCCACACGGGAGAGAAGUCGUUCAGUUGUGAUGCGUGCGGUAAAACCUUCACUCGAAAGGGAAAUCUGAAGAUCCACGCUCGCGUCCAUAUCGGAGAGAAGCCGUUCGUUUAAAGAGCGAAGCAAAUGUAGAUUUGCAAGCCACGGUCCAAACAACAGACGAAUCAGCGAGGUCUGCGGUAAAAGAGUCCGCCGAGGCGGGAAUCUGAAGACGCCUCCUGAAAGGAGCCGUUUAUCUGAGAGGUCUGCGGUAAAAGCUUCCCCCAAAUAGGAACUUUCAGGAGACAUAUGAGGGUCCACACAGGGGACAACCCGUUUCAUUAUGAAGUCUAUUAAAAGACCUUCAAGUGGAACUCUGAGGAAACUCAUGACACGCACAUGAUAAUAGGAAAUCAUCAAACUGAGGUCUGAAGUGUGCAAGAAGAUUACUAGGUUUGCCUUUUUUAUCAAAGAUGCUUGGUUCACAUUUAUAUUGUAGUUUUCACUUGCUGCCUUUUUAAAAUUGGACUUUAAAAAAGACUCUCUUCUGCUUGGCGUUCGAUCAGUGCGGUUACAUGCACAUGUAAAUCAAGCUAUUGGCAACAAUCUAGAUAAGGAUUAAACUGGUGUUUCCCAGAAAUCCGAGUAUCGAGUGCGUUCGACUCCGCGAUGCUAGGUGGCGCCACACGCAGUUUUGCGUUGGCGUUCUACUGUGUUGAUAUUCUGGCUUUCGCAGCUCGUCACUUCCAGAAUGGGGAGUCCCGGGGCAGUCAGUAGCUCGGUUCAGCGAGAGUUGCCUAUACAUGCCGAAAUAACUCAGAUUAGGACGCAUUAUCUGGCACUAAAAGCACGAUUUUAUUUAUAUUUUAUUUAUUGUAUUGUGUGUUUGAAGUGGGAUAUGUAUGUUGUCCUGUUGUUGCAAACCAAAUUGCCCUUCGGGGACAUUAAAGAUUUUCAAAUCAAAUCAAAU
Cololabis saira (Pacific saury) is the source of this 2826-nucleotide messenger RNA. RefSeq names its product gastrula zinc finger protein XlCGF57.1-like. Lineage: Eukaryota; Metazoa; Chordata; Actinopteri; Beloniformes; Belonidae. The transcript has a single exon. Gene Ontology annotation, biological process: regulation of transcription by RNA polymerase II. The coding region runs from base 36 to 1991 and encodes 651 amino acids. Gene Ontology annotation, molecular function: DNA-binding transcription activator activity, RNA polymerase II-specific; RNA polymerase II cis-regulatory region sequence-specific DNA binding. Gene Ontology annotation, cellular component: nucleus. The record is from RefSeq and is a predicted model, not a curated record.